AUUCCUGUCAGCUGUCACGCUGUCACUGUCAGUCAGUCGGUGACCAAGGUUAGGUUAGGUCGGUGUUUUUUUGUAAUUUUUUAUUUUUAUUAAAUUAUCAACGUGUGUGUGCUAUUUUCUGCUGACUAUAUAAAAUUUACCAUCGGGGUUUACAUUCAGCAUUCACCAUGGAGGCACUAUCGACCCUCCUGCAGCCGUACAAGGAGAUCGUGGGCACCGUGGCGGGCGUGGUGACCGUGGGGCAGAUGUUCUCGGGCUCGUUCAUCUGCCUCGACGUGCGCCGGCAGGGGCACACGCGCGGCGUCAGCAUCAUGCCCUUCAUCGGAGGGUUCAUUAUGAGCGUGAUCAACCUGAAGUACGGGUUCAUCCUGCGCGACGACACCAUGAUCAACGUCAACUUCUUCGGCCUCGCGCUCAACAUGCUGUACCUGAUGCUCUACUUCCACUACUCGCAGGAGAAGGUGCGUGUGUGGGCGCAGAUGGGUUGCGGCGGCGCCGUGUCGGCCGCUAUGAUCGGAUACGCACAGAUGGAGGACCCCAAGCUGGUGGAGUAUCGCUUCGGCCUCAUCAUCACCGCCUUCAUGUUCUACCUCAUCGCCUCGCCGCUCUUCAACCUGGGCAACAUAAUAAAGAACAAGAGCACGGAGGGCAUGCCGUUCCCCAUCAUCCUGUCCGGCACCGUGGUCACCUUCAUGUGGCUGCUGUACGGCGUCAUUCUGAACAACACCUUCAUUGUCGUACAAAACAUAGUGGCGUUCGCGCUGUGUUCGUUCCAGCUGGCUCUGUUCGCCAUCUACCCCGCCAAGCCCAAGCGCGGGAAACCGAAGCCCAAGAAAACAAACUAAGAAACAAAAAUAAAAAGAAAACAAAUGAAAUAUUAUACUCUUUGUCAAGGCUCGUGGUGUCUUCCUCAAAGUAUAUGCGGAGUGAGAGAGAUAGAUAUAUUAUUAUAUUUUGUAAUAAAUCAAUUUUAUUGUUUGUUUUGUAAGUUUAUAUUGUUAGUCCUAGACCACAUUCCGUUUGGACGCAUUUGGACGAAUCUGUCUUUUGUUUUUGCAAUUGUACAGUGAAGAUAAUAAAUCAAAUAUUUUA
Molecule: messenger RNA, 1092 nt
Organism: Plutella xylostella (diamondback moth)
Lineage: Eukaryota; Metazoa; Arthropoda; Insecta; Lepidoptera; Plutellidae
Product: sugar transporter SWEET1
Biological process (GO): carbohydrate transport
Cellular component (GO): membrane
Molecular function (GO): sugar transmembrane transporter activity
Source: RefSeq, a predicted model, not a curated record